This is a messenger RNA of Spea bombifrons (plains spadefoot toad), 2443 nucleotides long. RefSeq names its product maternal embryonic leucine zipper kinase (gene MELK). Lineage: Eukaryota; Metazoa; Chordata; Amphibia; Anura; Pelobatidae. The coding region runs from base 226 to 2196 and encodes 656 amino acids. The record is from RefSeq and is a predicted model, not a curated record. The transcript is spliced from 18 exons. Gene Ontology annotation, biological process: microtubule cytoskeleton organization; intracellular signal transduction; protein phosphorylation. Gene Ontology annotation, molecular function: protein serine/threonine kinase activity; tau-protein kinase activity; ATP binding. Gene Ontology annotation, cellular component: cytoplasm.
AAUCAGCAGCAGCCCGGAAGUCGCUUUUGUUCCCCGGCAAAUUUAAAUGUUCAUGUCUGCUGACGGCUUGCUCUUACGUUCUGACCCGUGUUCAUCUAAUAUCUCGCGGCUGUAGAGUUGUCAAAAGUCGUAUUUUGGUUGGGUACUGAAGGGUUUGUUGCGUGAAGAUCAUCUGCCGGGUGAAAGGCUAUUUGCUCUAUCGGCACUUCCCUCCCAACGGUCAUCAUGGCUGUGGAUGAUUAUGAUGAGCUCCUCAAGUACUAUGACUUGCAUGAAACAAUUGGAACAGGUGGAUUUGCCAAAGUGAAACUGGCAACUCAUAUUCUCACCAGGGAAAAAGUAGCCAUUAAGAUCAUGGACAAAGAUUCUCUUGGGGAUGAUUUACCUCGUGUCAAAACAGAAAUAGAUGCCAUGAAGAACUUCAGUCACCAACAUGUUUGCAGACUGUAUCAUGUGAUUGAAACGCCAAAGAAGAUAUUUAUGAUCCUUGAGUAUUGCCCAGGCGGAGAGUUAUUUGAUUACAUCAUUGCAAAAGAUCGUUUGUCUGAAGAAGAGGCGCGAGUAUUUUUUCGUCAGAUUGUCUCAGCGGUUGCUUAUAUUCACAGCCAGGGAUAUGCACACAGAGACCUCAAACCAGAAAAUCUUUUGAUCGAUGAAGACCAGAACCUAAAACUGAUAGAUUUCGGUCUUUGUGCAAAGCCAAAGGGUGGCAUGGAUUAUCACCUAAUGACUUGCUGUGGAAGCCCAGCAUAUGCAGCACCUGAACUUAUCCAGGGUAAAGCCUACAUUGGAUCAGAGGCUGAUAUUUGGAGCAUGGGAGUCCUAAUGUAUGCAUUGAUGUGUGGAUAUCUUCCAUUUGAUGAUGACAAUGUUAUGGCGUUGUAUAAGAAGAUAAUGAGGGGUAAAUAUGAGAUUCCCAAAUGGCUUUCUCCUGGUAGUGUGCUGCUUCUUAGUCAGAUGCUUCAGGUGGACCCCAAGAGAAGAAUUACGGUCCGCCACCUGUUGACCCAUCCAUGGCUCAUGCAAGGGAAUUCCUGUCCAGUGGAGUGGUUCAGUAAAACCCCGCUUGGCUAUAUUGAUGAAGACUGCGUUACAGAGCUGUCUGUUCACUACAAACGCAGUAAAACCAGUAUGUCGCGUCUGAUUUCUGAGUGGGAUUAUGACCAAACUACAGCCACCUACCUGCUGCUUUUGUCAAAGAAGAGCCAUGGCAAGCCUGUCCGCUUGAUGCGGUUACCAGCUGCUAAAGAGAUACCUGUAACUUCCUUUAAGGACCUUAGGCCAAAGCAGAGUUUAGAUUUUGAGGACAUCAGUCGAGAUGAGCCUUAUGUGUUUGGGUCCAUGGAGUUUUCAGAUGAUGAACUUUUUUAUGAGGAUUCCGAGUUUAUUAGCAUUGAGCCACUCACUCCAAAACAGUAUUCCAAACUGCGUCAUGAGACAAAUAGUGUGGACUCCCCGCUUGCAACUCCCGUUAAGCAAAGUUGUUUAACAAAGAAGGAAGACAAGGAAAACUUUGACACCAAAGUGACAAAGUGUGAUAGUCCCUUUUUGCAUCCUCCUCCAUGGACACCAGUCACAAAGAGAAAUCAGAAUGUGAAAAGGGGCAUACUCACUACCCCAAACCAUACUCCUGUAGUACCACCCAAAGUGGAGAAAAGCCCAUUCCGUCAUGCACGAGACACCCCCACAAAGAAACAAACUAUUCCAACAGAAGACAUCGCUGCUGUGAUCAGUCCCGAGAGACGCUGCCGUUCUGUGGACAUGGAUCUGAACCAAGCCCAUUUGGACAACGCACAAAAGAAAAAAGGAGCAAAGGUCUUUGGAAGCCUAGAGAGAGGCCUUGAUAAAAUGAUCACCAUGCUAACGCCAAGCAAAAGAAAGGGUUGCACAAGAGAAGGACCCAGAAAACUAAGGGCACAUUACAACGUGACCACGACAAAUCUUCUAAACCCUGAUCACCUGCUGAAUGAACUAACUAAGAUACUUCCGGAGAAAAAUGUCGAUUAUGUACAGAAGGGGUAUAUUUUGAAAUGCAAAACCCAAUCCGACUUUGGCAAAGUCACCAUGCAAUUCGAACUGGAGAUCUGUCAAUUAAGCAAACCAGAGGUAGUAGGAAUCCGAAGGCAACGUCUAAAAGGAGACGCCUGGGUGUACAAAAGACUAGUGGAAGAUAUCCUUUCCAGCUGUAAAGUGUGACACUUCUUGAUUCAUUAUGAAUAGAUUUACUACAGCCUUGUCUGUAUGUCUGGUUAACCGCCACUGAAAAACCGGUUCAAGACUUCACUGCCAACGGUGUUGAUACAUGUAAAUAUGCUAUAUAUUUUAGCUAAAUGUCGUUUGUGGUUUUUUUUUGUGUUCUUGUCUAAUUUUUCAUGUCUGUUUGUCUGUAAUAGUCGUUAUGAUUUCUAAUUGCAUAACUUCCUAAAAUAAAAUUUUCACUGUA